CUACUAAUCACAUAUCUGAGUCACUGCUACUUUAAUACGCACACAAAAAUUUGUUAGAAAUCAUGAAGGAAGUGAUUAAAAACUAAAAGAAAUUUCCAAAUUUAUUAAAUGUUUUCUCCAAGCGUGUGGCUAACUUAAGCAACUGUUAAAUAUUUCAUGCAGAACGAAGAAAUUGUGUGCAAAGUAGACAAAUGUUACGUGAAAAGUACCUAGCAAAGCAGCAGCGUGAACCGGAUUAACAUAAUUUUUGAUUUUCGUUGUGUGCAUUUUCGUUUAAUUUUUUAUUUUCGCAAGAACGAAACAGUAUUAAGCGUUAAAGUUUUAGCUAAUUAUAAAAGGUGUGUAUUAAUUUUACAACUACGCGAAAACAUUUCAGCAAUUUAUUUACGUCUGUGCAGUGCGCAAAUUUCGUGCGAACCGCAGUGAAAGAGUUUGAAAGCAAAAACAAAGAAAGUGCUUGAAAUUGAACUAAGAUGAUAGUAAUUUCCGGCGUGGAAUCGUAUUCAUUAAAUGGAACCGUUGAGUUAACGACUGUAUUGGGUGCGCUUUUUGGCGUCAUCACUUUGAUGUUUUUAUUUUUCCUUUACGUACAUCGCAAAUGGUGUUUUCAUGCUCGACACGGUCUAAAUUGUUGCGAUGAGAAGAUAAACGCAUUCAAAUACACGCAAAAAAUGUCACGCAAACGCCGUUAUGAUAAUACCAGCUCAGAUUCUGAGGAAGAUAUAUUGCGCCGCUUACGCUUGCAGCAGUCACGUAAUUUGUCAACGAACGGUAAUUUCAAUAGCUACGGUGUGCACCAGCAGUCAUCGUAUCUGCCACCGUCACCGCCAAAUCCCCAACAAAGCUUCAAUUAUACACCGAACGAAUUGCAGCGCGUUACGAUAACGCCACGCUUCGAUCCGGCGCGAGAUCCUUUGGCCAUAGCCGAGCGUGGUAAAGUCGGUAUUCCGUCCUCGCAUAGUGAGUGCAGUUCGAAUGACUCGGAGAAGGCCUCGGUCGACAGUCAUACGGGUAUUUUGACCGGUGACAGAAAAGAACGUCUUCAAAGCAAUGGCGGCACGAAUAAAUCGAGUGAAUGCAGCGCUUCAUCUUCGCUGAAGGAGUCGCGUAUCGAUAAUCGUGCGGAUUUGCCAAAAACCAGCAGUAAUAGCAGUAGCGGCAGAUAUCAGAAGAUAUCGACGACGUCUGCGCGUCAAGACAGUUUAGAUGAUGUGCCUGAUUUGCAUAGCAAUAAUAAUAAUAUUCAUAACAGCAGUAAUAAUAAUAACGAAGAUGAACCACUUUUCGACACCAGCGAUUUGCGUUCCAUCAAAUCGGACGACACUUCGGUGCAGAAUCAGUUCUAUGGUAAAAGUGGCAGUAUCGAAAUCUCUUUGCUGUACGAUGCACCAAUGCGUAAGAUGACUGUGCACGUGAUGCAAGCCCGCGGUCUACCCACUUUGGGCAAUGGACAGACAACGCAUACGCAGGUCCGUCUUCUUAUGUUGCCAAAUAAGAAGCAAAAGCAUAAGACUAAAAUACGCUCGGGCGAGAAUCCACAAUAUAUGGAGAGUUUUCUGUUACAUCGAGUCAAUCCAGAGGAGGUUAAUAACAUGGGUCUGCGUGUACGAAUAUACGGUUGCGAACGUUUACGGAAAGAACGACUAAUCGGCGAGGCGUAUGUUAGUUUCGCCACAAUAGAUUUACAGUUGGAGACGAAUUUGUGGCUACCAUUGGAGCCAAGGAGUACGGCUUCUGUCUUGGGUUCAAAUAGUGAUUUGUUAAGUUUGGCGCGAUCAGAUAGUGCCGGUUCGACCACAUCGAUGCAACACGGUGGUGUGCCGGAACUACUCUUAGGUUUAGGUUAUAACGGCGUCACAGGACGUUUGACAGUGGAAAUUGUCAAGGGUAGUCAUUUUCGUAGUUUAUCAAUGAAUAAGGCGCCCGACACGUAUGUUAAGCUGUGCUUAGUUAGUAGUAUAGGGCAAGAGAUAUCGCGAGCGAAAACAUCAACGAGACGCGGCCAACCACAUCCGCUCUUUAAGGAGACCUUCGUCUUUCAAGUGGCACUUUUCCAGUUGAACGAUGUGACGCUUAUGGUUUCCGUUUAUGCGAAACGUAAUAUGAAAAAGAAUGAAAUGGUCGGCUGGUUUAGUAUGGGUCUAAACUCGUCCGGACCAGAAGAGGUAGCGCACUGGGCGGAUGUACGCGACUUAGCCAAGGGUGAGCUAUUAGCACGAUGGCAUGUGCUAGUGGAUUCCUGAUUCGAGCAGUUGGGACAAUCUUCUCGUCGCGGCAGCGCCUUAGGAAUAUUAGGCUUUGCGACGAAGGAUAAGUCCAAAUCGAAGAAGUUGAAGGAGGAGGUGGAGGAAGUCGAGGUGAACCGUGAUAUUGGUAAUGUGCCGGACAAAGCGGUUGCCGUCAACAUUGAGGCUGGCUUAGAGCUCGACUUUGUUUAGAGAAUUGGGUAUAACCAAGCAACAUUUUUGUAAUGUAAACCACACGACGGAAAUUUUUUGUGUGUUUACGAAACAUAAAACAUAACCAAAUGAAAAUUUCUAUAGCAAAGGUAGUUUUCUGUAAAUACUGUUGCAGAAAAUGACAAAGCUAAAACGAGUAUUGUCACUUUAAAUUCCAAAUAAGGAAAGAAUAAAAAAAAACGUGAAUAAAUCAAAUAAAAAGGAAAAUACUCCAUAUUUAAGUAAAAUAUUACACUUUACUAGUAAACAAAUUACGCACAUUAAAUAUUUUGGUAGCGAAGUAAUAAUACUAAACGAGUACAAGAGACAUUAGAUAAGAGAUUGGUAACCUGAUAAAACUGGAAUUUCAUACAAAUAAUGCUCUAUGGUAAAUAAGAAACCUGUUAAUGAACUGAAUAAGAGAAUUUGUUGUUUUGUAAGGAUCUAAAUAUCUGGAUCAGCAUUGCCGUUGAUUGAUUCAGAAUAAUGUAUAUGAAAUUUUGUGAUAUGCGAAUGAGUAUUUAUUGAGAAAAUCAAAUGUAUUUGCUAAAAUAUUAUUAACAAUAUUUGGAUAUAGAGGCGAAGAAAUUUACUAGGGAUUUUUGGUGCAGCAACAAUUCAGCAGUUUGCUUAACUUGCUCUUACGAAGAAAAUAAGCUGACAACUUUAUGAAAUUUCACUUUUUUUUUUUUAAGUUUAAGCAGCGAUAUUUCGAUUAAUUGCAAAUUCUGAAAUUUUUUGUAACGAACUCUAUGAGUUGUAUGUUCUUGCAAUUUAAUAUGUGGUAUUAUUAUAUACAUGUAAUUAAACCAAAAAAUCACAAAAUUUAUCAUAUCAAACAAAAAUUAUAACUGAAUUAUUAAAUCGAUCGAUAAGCUUUUUAAUUCUUUUUUUUUAUUACAUAUAUUUUACUACACUUAUGAAUCGUGGUAAAUAUAAUUUCAAAUGCCUUAAAAAUGCUCGAACUGCUUUUAAUAAAAUUUAAAACUAAAUUUAAUAUUAUAAGGGAAUUUACUUCGCUUAUUUUAACUGCAUGCAACCUAUUUCGUUGAAAUUUUAUUCUUGCUAUAUUUGAUUUUUCAGAUUUAAAAAAAUAUUAACAAAUUCAAAAGAAAUUCAGAAUACAAAAAUUCUGACUUGAGAGGGGAGGGACAGCCUAAAUCAGGCGAUUUUUGAGAUUAAAAAUAAAGUACUAUACUAAACUAAUAAAAACUUACGGUUUAAGCGUAUAUUUAUACAUAUUUUAAGAAUACAAAUAUUUUUCAAAAUACGCGCGAUUCCCGACGGCGCCAAAAAAAGGUGUUCCACUGCUGCAGUAACAAUAUAAUAACAAUCCGUUACUAGAAGAUAUUAUCUAUAUAAUGUUCUACGAAAGACAAAAAUUAAUAAAAAUGCGUCGUUAAAAAAAAACAAGUUUUUAAAAUUGAAUUAUAGACAAAAUUUAUCUGUUUUUGGCCUGCCAAACUUCUAAUUUUGGUAAAAUCAAACAACUGGCAGGCCAUUGUAUGGAGAAACUAUAUACAAAAUUUGGCAAAAAGUUAAUAGUGUUCGGAUCAAUUGACUCCGAGUAAUCACUGCAGCAAAUUCGAAAAACAGCGGUUUCAAGAAAAUGCGUUUUAAGAUAAACUGAUUGCCUACAUUGACUAUUGACGGCUACACUUGAAAAGGUUGUAACUCAAAAAGUAUUGGAAUUAUUAAUUUAAAAUUUUAGUUAUUUUUGAAGAUAAACUAUUUUAGUAUUUUUGAAGAUUUUAUUUUUAGGCUAGGUAUUAAUUCAUUUAUCUGCUUUAACACUAGCGGUAAAAAAAAAAUUUCACAAUUAGUGUCGAACUCAAAAUGGCAAUAGAAAAGUCUAGAUCACUUGAUAAUAUCGUUUGGUUGAGGAUUAAACUCUAACUAUCAGAGUUCUCUCUCGAAGUUUUGAAAAUCUCUUACAAAUCAUAAGAGAUAUUUUUUUACAAGAAAGAAAAGAAAAAUAUUUAAGCGUGGGUUGCAUGAAGUUUAAAGCUGAAAGUGAAGUUAUGUUAAUAUUAAUUUCGCAGCUUUGCAAUAGCCACUGCACACUAAUGUGGUAAAUUUUUUUCGAGUGCUUGUUUGGCACACAAUUAAAAAAUGUAUAUACUCGUAUUUGUGAAGGACAGUUACAAGUAAUGGUAGGUAAUGAGAAUGAGAAUUUUUAAUCAAAAUGAAAGGCAUAAAUUCGUUAAAUAAAGUAUUUACUAACUAGCUAAAGAACUUUACUCAUAUGCAUACAUAUAUGCACUAACUGAAAUAUAAAAGCGUUUGUGUGCAAAUUUGAAAUAGUCAAAAACCAAAAACAGAAGAAAAUUUAAAAGAUAUGAGAAUUUAUACAUAAAAAGAAAAACUUAAACAUCCUUAGCUAACUUUGUUAUUUCUAACUAAAUUUUUUUUUUAUAUAAUAAUGCAUUACAAAGUAAAAAUUAAGGGAAAUAUAAUAAAAAUGUUAGCUUAAUAUAUCUAUUUUA
Molecule: messenger RNA, 4924 nt
Organism: Bactrocera oleae (olive fruit fly)
Lineage: Eukaryota; Metazoa; Arthropoda; Insecta; Diptera; Tephritidae
Source: RefSeq, a predicted model, not a curated record